This is a messenger RNA of Auanema sp. JU1783, 1629 nucleotides long. NCBI's taxonomy places the organism in Eukaryota, Metazoa, Nematoda, Chromadorea, Rhabditida, Rhabditidae. The record is from the annotation of a GenBank genome assembly.
AUGGCGGCUACCGCUCAGUUGAUGUUUGAUGAAUAUGGACAGCCGUUCAUAUUAAUGAGAGAUCAAGAAAAUCAGAAGAGAUUGACGGGUGUUGAAGCUUUGAAGACACAUAUCAUGGCCGCAAGAUCUGUUGCCAACACUCUGAAAACAUCUCUGGGACCACGUGGUCUGGACAAAAUGCUGGUCUCCCCAGACGGUGAAGUUACUAUUUCCAAUGACGGAGCCACCAUCAUGGAGAAAAUGGACGUUCAACAUCAUGUUGCUAAGUUAAUGGUUGAAUUGAGCAAAUCCCAAGAUGCCGAAAUCGGAGACGGAACUACUGGUGUUGUCGUUCUCGCUGGAGCUUUACUAGAAGAAGCUGAGCACCUCAUUGACAAGGGAAUUCAUCCCAUCAAGAUUGCUGAUGGAUUCGACUUGGCUUGCAAAAAGGCUUUGGAAACCCUUGACAACAUUGCUGAUAAAUUCCCCGUUCAAGACCGUGAAAGAUUAAUUGAGACUGCUCAAACAUCUCUUGGAUCCAAGAUUGUCAAUCGCUCAAUUCGCCAUUUUGCUGAAAUCGCUGUUGAUGCCGUUUUAUCAGUCGCUGAUUUGGAAAAGAGAGAUGUCAACUUCGAGUUGAUCAAAAUGCAAGGAAAAGUUGGUGGUCAACUGGAAGAUUCUAAGUUGGUAAAGGGAAUUGUCAUUGACAAGACUAUGUCUCACCCUCAAAUGCCUAAGGAAAUCCGCAAUGCUAAGGUUGCCAUCCUUACCUGCCCAUUUGAACCACCAAAACCUAAGACCAAGCAUAAACUUGACAUCACAUCUACUGAAGACUUCAAGAAGCUGAGAGAAUAUGAACGUGAAACUUUCGAGAAGAUGAUCAAACAAGUUAAAGAUAGCGGUGCUACCCUCACUAUUUGCCAGUGGGGAUUCGAUGAUGAGGCUAAUCAUCUCCUUCACCACCAUCAACUUCCUGCUGUUAGAUGGGUAGGAGGUCCAGAAAUUGAGCUUCUUGCUAUCGCUACCAAUGGUAGAAUCGUUCCAAGAUUCGAGGAACUGACCGAGCAGAAACUCGGAACUGCUGGACUUGUGCGUGAAAUCACUUUCGGAACUGCUCGCGAUCAAAUGCUCUCUAUUGAGGAGUGCCCUAACAUGAAGGCUGUUACCAUCAUGGUCCGUGGAGGAAACAAAAUGUUGAUUGAGGAGGCCAAGCGCUCUAUUCAUGAUGCUCUUUGCGUUAUCCGCAACUUGGUUAAGGAUGACAGAAUUGUCUAUGGUGGUGGAGCCGCUGAAGUUGCCUGUGCGCUUCAGGUUGCUGCUGAAGCUGAUAAGAUUGAAGGAAUCGAGCAAUAUUCUUUCCGUGCUUUCGCUGACGCUUUGGAAGCUAUUCCCAUGGCUUUGGCUGAGAACAGUGGACUUUCGCCCAUUGAUGCCAUCACAGAUUUGAAGGCCAAGCACCUCUCGACCAAGAACUCCUACUUGGGUAUUGAUGCUACCUUCAGUGGAACCAAUGACAUGAAGAAACAAAAGGUUAUUGAGACUCUCCUCUCCAAGAAAGAACAAAUCUCUCUCGCUACACAGGUUGUUCGUAUGAUUCUCAAGAUUGAUGAUGUCCGAGUACCUGACGAUGAAGCUGGACAUGCCCAUUAA